Ananas comosus (pineapple) is the source of this 2393-nucleotide messenger RNA. Its product is annotated as putative pentatricopeptide repeat-containing protein At3g11460. The transcript has a single exon. Bases 62 to 1990 code for a protein of 642 amino acids. Gene Ontology annotation, biological process: RNA modification. NCBI's taxonomy places the organism in Eukaryota, Viridiplantae, Streptophyta, Magnoliopsida, Poales, Bromeliaceae. The record is from RefSeq and is a predicted model, not a curated record. Gene Ontology annotation, molecular function: protein binding; zinc ion binding; RNA binding.
ACUUGUGUUGCUGAAAGCUACUUACCAACCAAGUUACCAUGUGGCAUCUUCACUGAGGAUUAUGGUCGAACAGCUUGUGGUCAAUCGCGAACACGCGAACGAAACCACGCCGCCGCUGCCGGAGGAGGAGGAGGAGCCAUGGGGCGCGCGGCUGCGGACGCUGACGCGCCUGGGGCGCCACUGCGAGGCGGUGGCGCUUCUACGCAGCGCGGCGCCGUGGCAUCCGCGCGCGGCCCUCGCCGUCGCCCUCCCCUCCGCCGUGAUCUCGUGCGCCGCGCUCUCCCUCCCCCUCUCUGUCGCCUCCCUCCACUCCCUCUCCCUUAAGCUCGGCCUCCUCCCCUCGGCCGACCCCUACCUCCUCUCCUCCCUCCUCUCCGCCUACUCCCGCCUCUCCCUCCUCCCCCUUGCCCACCGCCUCCUCGACUCUGCCGCCGACGCCGCCGCAUACGCCGCGCCCUCCACCCUCCUCACCGCCUAUAACGCCCUCAUCUCCGGCUACGCCCUCCACAACCUCGCCGCCCCCGCCCUCGCCCUCUUCCGCCGCCUCCGCCUCUCCUCCGCCCCCUCCUUCGACUCCGUCACGCUCCUCGCCCUCGUCCCCGCCGCGCCCCCCUGCCUCGUCCCCGCCCUCCACGCCCUCGCCCUCCGCUCCGGCGCCCUCGCCCCCGCCCCUGCCCCCGCAGUCGCCAACUGCUUCCUCUCCGCCUACGCCCGCGCCGGCGCCGUCGACCUCGCCCGCCGCGUCUUCGACGAGAUUGCCGACUCCGCCCGCGACCUCAUCUCCUGGAACGCCAUGAUCUCCGCCUACGCGCAGCACGGCCUCGCCCCGCGCGUCCUCGACCUCUACCGCCUCAUGCUCGCGCGCGCCGUCGCUCCCGACGCCGUCACCCUCGUCGGCGUCCUCUCCUCCUGCGCCCACCUCGGCGCGCGGGACUUCGGCCGGGGCGUCGCGCGCUGCGUCGCCGGGGAACCCUCCCUCGCCUCCAACACGCAUUUGAACAACGCCCUCAUCAACUUCCACGCGCGUUGCGGGGAGCUGGGGCGCGCGCGCGAGGUGUUCGAUGAAAUGCCCAGGAGAACCGUGGUCUCGUGGACGGCGCUCAUCGCCGGGUACGGCGCGCACGGGCAUGGCGACGCCGCCAUCGAGCUCUUCGAGCGGAUGCAGGUCGAAGGGAUAAAGCCCGACGGUGUCGCGAUGGUUAGCGUCCUGUCGGCGUGUAGCCACGCCGGAUUGACCGAUAAGGGAUUGAAUUACUUCUCAAAGAUGAAGAAAGCUUACAGGAUAGAGCCGAAUCCGGAGCAUUACGCUUGCAUGGUCGACCUCUUGGGGCGGGCAGGGCGGCUAGAGGAUGCACGCAAGCUGAUUGAAACAAUGCCGAUGAAGGCCGACGGCGCGGUUUGGGGUGCUCUUUUAGGUGCUUGCAAGAUACAUAAAAACGUCAAAAUAGGUGAAUUGGCAUUUGACAGAGUAGUCGAGCUCGAACCGACCAAUGUUGGGUACUACGUUUUGCUGUCAAACAUAUAUUCGGAUAGCGGGAGGUUGGACGGUGUGGCGAGGAUACGGGCGAUGAUGAGGCAGAGAGGCCUAAAGAAGGAGCCUGGUUGCAGCCAUAUUGAGCUCAAAGGAAUGCUGCAUUUGUUCAUGGCUGACGACCAUUCGCAUCCGCAAGCAAAGAGGAUAUAUGAGUUGGUGGCUAAGUUGGAGAGAUUGGUAUCUAAGAACGGCGAUAGAGAGGCGAUUGUGAAGGGGGAGAAGGGGAAGGCGCCAUUGACAGGUUUUCAUAGUGAGAGGUUGGCGGUUGCUUUCGGAAUUUUGAAUACCGAAGACGGGGAUGAGAUUGUGGUGAUGAAGAACUUGAGGGUGUGCGAGGAUUGCCACUCGUUCUUGAAGUCAGUUUCGAUGAUCGCAGGCCGAAGUUUCCUUAUAAGGGAUGCGAGCCGGUUUCAUCGGUUCGCGGGAGGACAGUGUUCUUGCAAGGAUUACUGGUGAAACUUUUUCGCUGCAUGAUGAACAUACAGAGAAAGAAGAUGCAUGGUUUUCACAAUGAGAAAGUGGAAGGUGUUCGACGAAACAUGCGAACAAUGCGGCUCGGGAAGCAAAGGAAUUACAGAAGAAUGUUUGUGAUCCAAGAUAACCGACUCAGACGCACAUAGAUAUUGGUUCUUGGUGCAUCCAAGGAAUGAGUUAGGACGUAUUCGACCCGACUAAAGCUUCUGCAAAAGUCACGUUGAGUAGAGCAUUGGAUGAAGCUGCUACAGUGUUUUCAUUAAAUCAUUUCCCAUCACUUCCUGGUGCAGUUGAUUUACUCAGAAAAUCGCCUCCUAGUGCAGCAGAACAGGUACAGAUGCAGUGCACUCACUUUCCAUUGAAAAGUUCUAAUUGAAUGGAGGGA